UUUUUUUGUUGUUGUUGGGCACAUGACCAGACUUGGGUUUUCACUGGAAAAAGCGUAGUUGCGUCGGAACACGCAGGAGACAGAAACUGACCGUCAACCCCUAAGCGCAGGGGGGCGGCGGGCGAGAGGUUGGGUCUCGAGUGUCGGGCACGACCAACCUACAACGCGUGCACCAAACUCCCGUUCCCACCUGUUUCUCCGCACACACCUCGGGGACUCGGGGAGCGCGAGCGCUCCGCGUCUUCAACCUCCUCCUGCUGGUGCUUUAGUUCCCGCGGAAAAUUGUAAUUGUUGUCCCCAUCGCAUCGGCAACCUGGCGUUGGAGGGGGCUGGAAACUCUGCCGGAAAAUGGAUCUGGCGCAUACUUCCCGCUAUUGGAAAUCGUACCGGGAGAGCAAGACGUUCACCCUCACGAUCUACAUAUACAAGGCACAUCUGGGGGUGAACAGCAGCAUCAGCAACAAUUCAUCAAACGGCGGCCCAUCCGGCUCGGGCAGUGGCUCUACCGGCGGGGGCGGUCCUUGGGACACCAAGAUUGUGGUGAGCCUUCCGAACGACCCGAUGGGGGAAAGACACGAGACCAGCAGGGCGGGGAAGACUUCGAACCCCGUUUGGGACCAGGCUGUGGUUUUGAGGGACAUCGAAUACUCGGAAUUAGUGCGGUUGGAGAUGCGCCGGCCGCGCAAGAUCGGGGAGAAUCCGGUGUUGGCGAGGGUUGAGUUCGAGGUCCACGACGUGAUCGGCCUGAGCCUCCGGGAGGGUGCGUCGGUGUUCCCGCUCGAGUGCGACCGAUCCCGCGCGCGCUACGGGAUUAUCCUGCUAGCGUUCCGGUUCGACCCGCCGGUAGCGGCCGACGUGCUCGGAGCGUUAGACGGGGUGGGGUUGGCGAGCUUGCCGAGGGGAGUAACAACGCCGGCUGACCAAGGACAUGACGAGGGCGAAAAAGCGCCGGCAUGGGGGGCACCUGAGGCGGGCCAGCAGGCGGAGAGGGAGGUGGAUGUCGCAGACCCGGUGUACAUCAACGUCGAGGGGCAUUUCGCUUGCCUUCUUCUGGACGACGACACUCCCCUCAAUCGCUGCAAGCCGGGUUUGGCUCGACCAUCGUCGACAUCUACGGCUUCUUUCUCGCGGUCGCAGUCGUCUGCCAUGAAGGACCACCCGGACCCGGCCAUCGACUUUGACCUAGCGCACGGGUGCGCAGGGCAGCCUCAGCCGCGGUCAAGAGCGGGGACACUGUCGAGCCUGAUUCACCCGAGGCUGAGCACCGUUUCGCAGAACAGCGUCAAGAGUGAGAACAGCAUGUACGACUACCAGGGCUUGAUACACGGCAGGGGGAGCGCUGUUCGGAUGGCCAUGAACAACAACAAUAACGCCUCUGGGGGGGGGGGGAAACCUACCCGGCCGCCCCCGGCUUCGCUCGGCGGGAGCUUGGGCUUGCCGCUUAGCGCGCUAGGUUUAGGGGUAGGUGUAGGCGGGGGCGGCGGUGGCGGCGGCGGCGGGAGCAAAGCCGGCGGAAAGUCGGGGCGGCCCCAAUCGAUCGAUUUGCGCAGAUUGUCUUCCGCGGGCAACGACGCCAUGGGGUUGGAGUCGGCGCACCUGGAGACCCCGCAGCAGCGGUGGGUUAUGCCCCGACGACGGCACCGACACAGCCACGACGCCUCCGGCGGAGGAAAUCCGGACGUCAGCAGCUCGGCGGUCGGCGCCGCCGACGGGGUUGGAGUGAGAGGCUCCAAGGGCGGCGGGAAGCGCGCGCGGUCACGGGCAAUGUUAAAAACCCCGGGUUUCCUAAAGAGCCCUACGCUGGGCGGGCUGCGAGCGGGGGUCGGCAAGGCCGCGAAGGCAUCAAAGUCGACGUCCUUCGCCGUGCCGGUGUCGAAUGCUGGUGGGGCCGGGGCGGGGGCUAAUACCCCGGCGGGUUCGGUGGAUUCGUCGUGCGCGAGCACGGUGCGGGCGGCGGAGGAGGCCUCGGCGGUGGACACCCCGCUCUUUGUGCCGCCAGCCUUGUCUUCUUCGGGUGUGCUGUGCGGGCUACCGGCGGGCCUUGAGCUGUCUCCGACGGCGCUCGUGGUUGCGUCAGCAUUGCCGUCCGAGGAGUAAUAGCCGCGGGGAUGAUGUCGGUUGUCCCAAGUGUUCUGUCGCUGACGCCGUUGGGUGUUUGGUUUUUGGUGACGCUAUCCCUGGUUCUGCCAGUAUAUGCAUUGUUUUGGCGGCAUCUGUUUGUACUUAUAACAUACGUUGUUGGGAUGUGGCCACCGCUGGUUCUGCUGCCGCAGGCGAGCGGGUACCGGUGGUGUGUGGGGCAGGCCAUGUUGGUCGCGGUUGGGGUGUAGGAGAGCGUUAGGUCCAAGGCGCGCACCGCGGAAUGAAGGUGCGGGGGGGUCCUGGUGAGGUUGUCGUCUGUGUGACCCCCGACUCUCCCUAAGCGAAAGGAGGAGAAAGAGAGAGAGAGAGAGAGUAGACCGCCGUAGAUAUCAGGUAUGAGUUAAGCAAAGACGAUUUUUCCCUGGUUGGUGUAGCUACAUGUUCGUUGGUGGAGAUCAUGACACGAGGACGGGGACGGCCCGUUCGAAACUGGUCUCCCGUGGAAUUAGCCUGUGUGUGGUACGGAGCGUGCGGUGUAAUGGGUUUGUGCGUGUGUUGUUGUGUCGAGUGCUUCGGGGGGGCAAGGUGGUGAUGGACCACCCGGUGUGUGAGACGUAUUUUCUCGAAUUUCGAUCACCACCGGAAUGACGCAGCAUUCAUUCGCUUCUCGAUGAUGAUGAUGAUGUUGUCGCUACACAGUGGGCGCAGGCAGCACCACCCACGUAUGCAUACGUGUGUUCGCUGAUAUGAACUUUUCGGCGUUCCUCGCGUGUAAAGCUUAGCGCGGUCGUUGCUGUUAUCAUUGCCUAGGCCGGCGUUAUAUACUUCUUGCUUACUGAGAAGACAGGCAAAAGGAAAUAUGUCUAAUUUGUUGUAGUGGGGAGGGCGCCCACACAACAACAAAAACAAGGUGACUCGCCUGCUUGCGAGGAAACGUAAUUUUGCAGCUCACCAUGCGCCAUCGAGGCACACCAUGAUGAGCACACGAAAGUUUUUUGUUUCGUGAUGUACGGAUUGAUAGAGGAUAGAGACCGAGUGAGGCACUUGUGGUGUUUCUGCAACGGAACAAGACACACAUGCCUGCCUGCAGCUUUCCUUUUGGUGGAACAAGUCGGCGCCGCUGAGCAAGACUGAUUGGCCAGAGACAAGACACUAAACUCCCGCCGUUGUCCCAUUGGUCAACGAGUGCUGAUUCUGAGUGGAACGGGUUUUACGGGAGUCGCCCGAACCAAGUAGUUAAGGGGAGAGCAUCGCGGGUUUCGUUCUGUUAUCCAAGUCCGGAUGUUUCGAAAAUAGAAGACCAUUCGAAGUAAUCAUACCAGCAGACAAGGACGCAGCUUUGAUGGCGUCUACUAUUUGUCUUCAUGGAGUAUCAUCGAGUGUCCGCAGCAUGCGUGCAAAGAUACUUUGGCAACCAACCUUUGGGCCG
This is a messenger RNA of Ectocarpus sp. CCAP 1310/34, 3511 nucleotides long. NCBI's taxonomy places the organism in Eukaryota, Phaeophyceae, Ectocarpales, Ectocarpaceae. The record is from the annotation of a GenBank genome assembly.